Messenger RNA from Chinchilla lanigera (long-tailed chinchilla), 1197 nucleotides. RefSeq names its product prolyl 3-hydroxylase family member 4 (non-enzymatic) (gene P3h4). Gene Ontology annotation, molecular function: protein binding; collagen binding. Gene Ontology annotation, biological process: collagen fibril organization; peptidyl-lysine hydroxylation. The record is from RefSeq and is a predicted model, not a curated record. Gene Ontology annotation, cellular component: endoplasmic reticulum. Lineage: Eukaryota; Metazoa; Chordata; Mammalia; Rodentia; Chinchillidae.
GACGACCGGCUGGAGAAGGCGAUGGCCGCGGCGUACACCUUCCUGCAGAAGAACCCGAAGCACGAGCUGACCGCCAAGUAUCUGGGCUACUACCGGAGCAUGGUGGACGUCGCCGAGGAGUCGCUCACCGACCUGGAGGCCCAGCCCUACGAGGCCGUGUUCCUCCGGGCCGUGAAGCUCUACAACAGUGGCGAUUUCCGCAGCAGCGCCGAGGACAUGGAGCGCGCCCUGGCCGAGUACCUCGCCGUCUUUGCCCGGUGUCUGGCGGGAUGCGAGGGGGCCCAGGAGCAGGUGGAGUUCAAGGACUUCUACCCGGCCAUAGCAGACCUCUUUGCAGAGUCGCUGCAGUGCAAGGUGGACUGUGAGGCUGACCUGACCCCCAACGUGGGCGGCUACUUUGUGGACAAGUUCGUGGCCACCAUGUACCACUACCUCCAGUUCGCCUACUACAAGUUGAACGACGUGCGCCAGGCCGCCCGCAGUGCCGCCAGCUACAUGCUCUUCGACCCCGGGGACAGCAUCAUGCAGCAGAACCUGGUGUACUACCGCUUCCACCGUGCACGCUGGGGCCUGGAGGACCAGGACUUCCUGCCCCGGGAGGAGGCCGCGCUCUACCACAAUCAGACGGCCGAGCUUCGGCAGCUGCUGGACUACUCUCGCGCACACCUGCAGGCUGAUGACGAGAUGGAGCUGCAGGAGGCGGAGCCGCCCCCUGAGCCGGAGCACCCCCCGUCCGACGCGGAGUUUGAGGGGCCCGGGGACUACGAGGAGGGUCUCUACGCAGACUGGUGGCAGGAGCCAGAUGCCAAGGGGGACGACGCCGAGGCUGAGCGGGAACCUGAGCUGGCAUGAGAAGGGGUCACCCCAGGGGUCACCGCACCCCUCCAGAGCUCAGGAAGCUAGGCGGCAGGCAGCAAGGACUAUUUAUGAAAACCUGACUGUGGACACUGCUGGUCUGUCCCCACCGAAUGCACCGCUGCCUCUGCUGUGUCCCGACCACGGGGCCGUGGCCAGGCCGUGUGCAGGGGUGACGGGAUCCCCCGCUUCCUGGACAACAUCCUGCAGGAGUUCUGGCUGCGGCUGGAGUCCCCGCCCGAGUUGCAGUGGGACAGCAGGGCCGAGGAGCACUGGAGCAGGAGUCCGGGAGCUCCAGUAGACAGUGUGUGCUCAAUAAAUGCUCACUGUUGGUGAAGGGCA